Molecule: messenger RNA, 1626 nt
Organism: Peniophora sp. CBMAI 1063
Lineage: Eukaryota; Fungi; Basidiomycota; Agaricomycetes; Russulales; Peniophoraceae
Source: the annotation of a GenBank genome assembly
AUGGUCUUUCUUCGCUCAGCUCUGCUCUUGAGCACGGCCCUCUGCGCCGUUGCUCAGAAUACAACACUUAAAGUAGCAGACCUUGGGGAUGUGACGUACCAGUCCGACGUCAAUCUUGAUGUUGGUGUCACCAGCUUUCUUGGGAUACGAUAUGCCGCGCCUCCUAUAGGCGACCUGCGCUUCCGAGCACCACAGGCUGCAGAGGUUACAGGCAGCCUCAACGCAACAGCUCAACCCGACGAAUGUUGGCAAGGGAACCCUGGUUCCAAUGCGACAACACCAUACCGGUUGAGCAAACGUGACGUGGCUGCGCAAAAUGAAGAUUGUCUCUUCCUGAAUGUGCACGUUCCGACUGACCUGGACCUGAGCUCUGGUGCCAAACUACCAGUGAUCGUGUGGAUUCAUGGGGGAGGCUACGUCGUUCAGAGUGUCAGCAUGUUCAAUCCGGUGGAGACCUUCGUGCGCAACUCCAACUAUAGCGUCAUCUCCGUUCAGAUGCAGUACCGACUUGGCCCCUUCGGUUUCAUAUCCGGCCAGGCAGUGGCUACCGAUGGGGAUCUGAACAUUGGUCUCCUUGACCAGCAACUCGCGCUACAAUGGGUCCAGGAUAACAUUGCCGCCUUUGGCGGAGAUCCCAGCCAAGUCACAAUCUACGGCGAGUCGGCCGGCGCAGGAUCAGUUCUGCAACAUAUUGUCGCUCAUGGUGGGAACACCCAACCACCCCUCUUCCGCGCUGCUAUGAUGGACUCUCCCUUUUUGCCUUUCCAGUACGCCUACAAUGACCCUAUCAACGAGGUCAUCUUUGCGAACCUUUCUGCGCAAGUCAACUGCCCGGUCUCAAACUCCUCGUUGGAGUGUCUGCGGUCUGUCGAUGCCGCAACUCUCGCUCAAUACGCGAACGAUGUAGAACUCGCGAACUUCUUCGGAGUGUACACCUAUGUACCAGUCGUGGACGGAAGCUUCAUUGUCGAGCGCCCUACCGUCACUCUAGGAAAGAACAAAACCAACUCGGACACCUUGCUGGUUUUCACCAACGCCCACGAAGGCGAUAUCUUUGUGGAUCUGGAUGGUCUCGCAGAGACGAACGCGACGUUGGAAUCAUACAUCGCGAAUCUCUUCCCUCGUAUGAACAGCACAUCGAUUACGCAGGCUGCCAACAUCUACUCCACCUUGCCAGAAGGUUUGAACGCCAGCGCGGUUCCUGCGCAGGCAGCCUAUGUCAUGGGAGAAGCUAUAUUUGUCUGCCCAGCGUACUAUACUCUCGAGGCAUUCGAAGAUAACGCUUGGAAAGCUGAAUUCGCUGUACCUCCCGCGCUCCACGGAGACGAGCUGUACUAUGUGUUCGCUGACAAUGCAUCUUCCAUCGGGUGGCCCGCGUUCAACAACAGCGACCUCAUAAGUGCGAUCCAACAGUCAAUAUUCUCGACCGCGAUAUCUCUCGACCCAAAUGCGCAUGAAGUGUCUACCAUCACUCCCGAAUGGCCGUCCUGGACCAAAUCCGGGCAGGUUAUGCUAUUCAACGAGACUGAGGCUGAACAGCCGGAGGUGAAGCUUGUCGGGCCCGACUCGGCUCAACUUAAGCGCUGCGCCUUCUGGAGGUCUCUGAGUGAUGUCAACGCUCAGUGA